Molecule: messenger RNA, 1722 nt
Organism: Pseudozyma flocculosa PF-1
Lineage: Eukaryota; Fungi; Basidiomycota; Ustilaginomycetes; Ustilaginales; Ustilaginaceae
Exons: 3
Coding region: 1-1722 (573 amino acids)
Biological process (GO): ribosomal large subunit biogenesis
Cellular component (GO): nucleolus; preribosome, large subunit precursor
Molecular function (GO): protein binding
Source: RefSeq, a predicted model, not a curated record
AUGACCGAGCUCACCACCGAGCAGGUCCACCACCGCGACCACACCCACCGCGUCUUCUUCGGCGACUCGACCGGCUGCCUCCGCGUCGCACAGGCACCUUCCUAUCCGCUCCCGCCAAACUACGCUGGCCCUCCAAUCAGGACCGUCAUCCUCCCCGGCUUCCGCUCCCACUCCGACUAUGCCGUGCACAAGAUGGCCGCCGGCAAUCUGGGCGCAACCACCUGGAUCGUCGCCAUGGCUAGGAAGAGCGGCACCAUCGACCUCGUCCACGUCGCCGAGCCCGCCGCCUCUACCAGCUCAGCCGCACCCACCGAGCUCCAGGCCACCGUCCUCGCCACCAUCACCGAGGAACGCAUGAGGGUCGGCAUCGAGCGCUGGGUCGGCCUCGCCGUCGCUCACAACGGCAUCUACUCGUGCACCUCGGCGGGCUCCUUCCGCUUCACCCCGGUCGACCUCGGCGCGAGCGACGACAUCCUGGGCCAGCCCAAGCUGCUCAACUUCUCCGGCCCGCUGCAGCACUGCUGCUUCUUCCCCGCCUACAACCCCACGCACUUUAGCUUUGCCGGCGAAGAGAUCCCGCCUUCGCUCUGGGACGCGUCGCUCGCGCUCACCGAGCAGCCCCAGAGCAUGGCCGGCGACGACUCGCUCGACGGCAUCGCCGCCGACUCGGCAUCGCAGGCGGCCAACAUGAAUGCCAAACUGCGCAAGCGAAAGAGGCAGGCAGAGGCGCGCGCAAAGGCAAAGGAGUACGCCUGGGGCGAGGUGUGGCGCGCAAAGAACCUGCCCAACGACUACCUCUCGCUUCCGCAGCGCGCCAACGUCGCCCAGAUCGCCAUCGUCGACAUGGACACCGAGUCGCACCGCGACGCCGCUGCAUCCGACGACGCCGCGGCGGCGGGGGCGGAGUCGGUGCCUCCCCGGACGACGAUCGUCGUCGGGACAAAGGACGGCCUGAUACGUGUGUUUGAGCCCGCCGUCGGCGGCAGGAAGCACACGCGGGAGCACCGGAUCGUCCAGGCGGGCCAGGGCGCCAUCAAGACGAUGAGCGUCGGCCAGAGCCCGGGCGAGCUGUUUGUGGCGGACUCGACGGGCAAGCUCUUUUCCGUCGACUGGAGGAACGGCCAGAUCCAGUACCAGUACAGGGACAUCACGGGAGCGAUCAACUCGCUUCAGCCUCUGCCUGCACCCACCUCGGCCGACAGUGGCGAGCCGAUCGGCCACCCGUUGCUGAUCUCGUCGUCGCAGGACAAGCUGGUGCGGCUGCACACGACCGAACCGCCACCGGCGCAGCCGCUGCGGGGCAAGCCGAGCGAGGCGGGCAAGUCAAAGGUGCGCGGCGAGACGCUGUGGACUUGCUUCACGGCCUCGAACGCCAAUUCGCCCGCGUACCUCAUCACUGCGGUCGUGUGGGACGGCAAGGUGCCCACCUCGCAGGUGGUCCCGCGGCCGUCUCGGGCCAACAAGAGCGGGAGGAGGACGAGGAGGAGGGAGGGGUACGGCUUCGACGGUGUCGAGGGUAGUGGCGAUGAGGAGGAUGAGAGUGGCGACGAGAGUGCGCGAGAGGGAGAGGACGAGGAGGACGAGGUGUGGAGCAAGAUGAAGGAGGUCGGCGGUAAAUCCGGCGGUGUCGAGGUGCAGGCUGGAGGGCGCGACGACGAGGACGACGAGGUAGAGGGCGACGGCGACGGCGAGGAAAAGCGGAAAAGGACGAGGCAGCAGUGA